Parathielavia appendiculata is the source of this 632-nucleotide messenger RNA. RefSeq lists its product as uncharacterized. NCBI's taxonomy places the organism in Eukaryota, Fungi, Ascomycota, Sordariomycetes, Sordariales, Chaetomiaceae. The record is from RefSeq and is a predicted model, not a curated record. The transcript is spliced from 2 exons. The coding region runs from base 57 to 386 and encodes 109 amino acids.
CUCAGUCUCUCACACUCAAAUAAACGCCCCAAACACCAAGUAGGGUUCCAUUGACAAUGGCCGCCGCCGUCCGGGAUCAAAUCCUUACUAACGCCAAGGUCCUCUUCGGCCCAACCAAGAAGUUUGAGAUCGUCACCUGCCUCGUCAUGGUUGGCCAAUACGGAAACAUCCAGGCGUCUCAAGCCAUCCUCGUUGAGAUCGACUCAGACAGCGCGGCCUACAAGACUCAUCUUGUUGGGCAGCCUGCUGAGCAGCUCGAAGCGGCCUACGAGGAACUCCAUAUCGAGGUGCGGCGGCUGAUUUACCAGAAGUUCUCCGAGAGCCUUGAGCCGGACUCCAUGAUUGAGCCCGGACCGACCACGCUGGAGGGCACGUUGGACUGGUGAUCCAUAGAAGCAAGGCAUGCCGGGCAUGGUUGCGGAGGAGACAGUACAGAUAUUGUAUGGCGUCAUGCUAGUACGUAGACGGGUAGGAUGGAGACGACUGGGGGGGUUGAUGGGGUUUUUACUAGUCUUUGCCAUGCAAGUGUCAUAUAUGGAAGCAAUUAAGUCCAGACCGCCUUCCAUCUUUCCCAUAUCCUAAUGGGAUAGUUCCAGGAUGACUCAUUUUGGAUUGUAUCGUACACCGUGACU